Radiomyces spectabilis is the source of this 426-nucleotide messenger RNA. Its product is annotated as velvet factor-domain-containing protein. The transcript has 3 exons. The coding region runs from base 1 to 426 and encodes 141 amino acids. The record is from RefSeq and is a predicted model, not a curated record. NCBI's taxonomy places the organism in Eukaryota, Fungi, Mucoromycota, Mucoromycetes, Mucorales, Radiomycetaceae.
AUGGUAGCCAAUCUCAUUCCGUGCGACGCAUCGGCUGUAACGCUCCCUUCACAAGACUUAUUCUCAGGAUCCGCCGUCUCCUCUUUAUAUCGACUUCGAGACGUUGAUGAUACAGAUGGCGGCUUUUUUGUCUUUGGUGAUUUGGCUGUGAAAAAGGAAGGCCAAUAUCGCCUGCAUUUCAGUCUAUUUGAAGUUUUCGAUGGUCAUGCCGAAAACCGGAAAACGAUCGUCUCGGAACCAUUUACGGUGUAUCUGCCUAAGCGAUACCCGGGCGCGGUGGAAUCGACUUUCCUUUCACAGACAUUUUCCGAUCAGGGUGUAAAAAUACGGAUGCGGAAAGAGUAUCGUUUGCAGUCGUAUGUGUCAUACACGAGAGUGAUCAUAUUAGGAAUAUUUUUCUUAUCCUGUCAACCUACCGAUAUGUAG